Messenger RNA from Labrus bergylta (ballan wrasse), 3364 nucleotides. Lineage: Eukaryota; Metazoa; Chordata; Actinopteri; Labriformes; Labridae. The record is from RefSeq and is a predicted model, not a curated record.
GGAACAUCACUGUACCUAAAACAGUGACUGCAGUGGAGGGGAGCUGUGCUGUGGUACCAUGUCAGACAAAAGCUCAUGUCCGGGUCACCUGGUAUCAAUACAGUAAGAUGUAUUAUCCUGUGGUGUAUGACAGAUAUCCUCCUACAGUGGAACAACAGUUCAGAGGACGCACCUCAGUAAAGGGAGCAGCCACAGAGGGUAACUGCACCCUGACGAUUAAAAAUAUAAGAAGAACAGACAACAACCUUAAAGUCUAUGUGUGGAUCAAUCCAGACUCAAUAACAAGUCAGAAAUUCUAUGAUCAAACUGUUACGGUCUAUGUUGGUAAGUAUUUGUAAACUUCUCAUUUAUCUAAUUUUUUUUUAAUUUAUGAAAACAGCAGAAUAAGCAGCCAGAUGGAAAAAUUUGGUGAAAGGGAGGUUUAAGAAUUCUUUAAAAUGUGUCAAUAUAAUAGAGCUCAACAGUGUAUUCCUGAGGGAAAAUCCCAUUCAUUUUCUACCUAACAGAUUUUAUGAUUAACCAGAAUGUCCUAACCACCCUAUAGGCUUCUUGAUUUCUAUAAAUUAUGGAAUACAUUUAAAUUCAAAUCUCUAUAUUUAAAAGGUUUUUUUUACUUGCAACACUUUGUUUUGACUUUCAGAAAGAAAAGCUCCAAUAAUCUCCAUUGAGAAGCAAAUAGUGGAGGGGGACGUUUUCCAGGCUAACUGCAGCCUUAUCCACUCUUGCCCCUCAUCAACUCCAUCCCUUAAAUGGAUACAAAAUCAAUUUCUCAAUAACUCCACUUUAAAGGCUUCCAACGAGAAAGAAAAUAUGCUAUGGUUGUACACAGAGACCGUGUAUGGGCUAGCAACAUAUGAAAUGCAUAACAGCAAAAUGGGUUGCUCUGCAGUGUUCAGCGACUUAACCAUAGACAGUCAACCAGUAAUUCUCAACAUUUUAUAUAAACCAGUUAAUGUGACCCUAACAGCAGAAAAUGACUCUGUAAUAGAUGGGGGAAGCGUCAUCAUGAAGUGUGCCGCCAACUCUAACCCACGUCCACACACAUACUCGUGGUUCACAAGACAGAUGGGUCAGAACAUCAAGUCAAAUACAAAACGGGGAAGACUACUCUUCAACAACAUCACACGAAAAACGUCUAUCUCCUGCAUGGCUCUCAAUGACAUUGGAGCGGGACAGUCUGACUGGUUGGAUCUGGAUGUUCAACAUGCCCCAAUAAUCCUACCUGCGUCCUCCUGCUACCUGACAGGGGAGGCUCUGAAGUGUGUCUGUCAGGCUGAGGCAUUCCCUGAUGCCUCUAUACAUUGGACCAUUAAUGGAAAUGACACCUUCUCAUCCUCCUUCAGCUUUGUUUUUACAAAUGAGAAACAUGUCACCUCUGGGCAAUUAAGUGGCCCAGCUGAAAGCCAGGUUAAUGUAACUUGCACAGCCACUAACUCCCUGGGCAGUGACACCAGACGACUUGAUUUACACUUGUCAGAAUCAUCGUCUUUGUCCAUGUGGUUGGUGGCUGUCAUGCUCCUUGUUGGUAUUGCUUUGUUGUGUGCAGUCGGCAUUUACAUAAAAUAUUCUCAACUCAGAUCAUCACCUGGCUCUUUGUCCAAUGCUUCAUUUCUUUUAAGACCGCUGAGUUUACCAGAGACUAUCCAAGAGGAACAGAGGUACCAGUGUCCUCAAAGAGUGCAAGUUGAGGAAACACAAUCAAACACAGGCAGACCAGAGAGCGACCCUGAGGAGGACACACUUUCCUGCGUUUAUGACAAUUGUGUUGUUGAAGAAAUUCGACAAUCCAGAGCCAAGAAGCAGGAGAACAACGCUACAGCCCCCAGUGGAGAGGUCACAGAAGAGCCACUAGGAAAGGAUGGGACAUGGCUACAUGGAGGAUUAUCUACUGUAAACUGCUGAUCAGAUGGUAACAUGAAUGGAGCCAGUGGUGGACAGCACGGUCAUUCUCUCAGUUUACAUCAUUUCUUUCCUGAUCGGCCUCCCAGCAAACCUCCUGGCUCUCUAUGCCUUCAGUGUGAAGAUCCGCUCCAAGCCUGUUCCCACAGACAUCCUGCUCAUCAACCUGACCGUCUCUGACCUGCUCUUUUUGAUCAUCCUUCCUUUCAAGAUGCACGAGGCAGCUUCAAAAAUGACAUGGACUUUGCCUUUAUUCAUGUGCUCCAUCACCUCCUUCACCUUCUUCGCCACUAUCUACACCAGUUCUCUGCUGCUGAUGGCUGUCAGUGUGGUUCGUUACAUUGCAGUAGCUUUCCCUAUCACCUACCAUAAGUUGCACAAACCUGUGUACGGGAUAGUUACCAGUGCUGUUAUUUGGCUCAUAUCAGGGAUGCACUGCAGCAUUGUUGUCGUUAUCGAGCACCAUCCAGCCCUGUCCAAUGGAAACUCAACCACGUGCUAUGACAACUUCACAGAGAAGCAGUUGGAGGUCCUCCUUCCUGUGCGUUUGGAGUUUUUCAUUGUGCUCUUCCUUAUACCUCUUCUCGUUUGUCUUUACUGCUACCUGAGCUGCAUCUUCCUCCUGUACAGCCGUCCGCGGAUAUCCCAGAAGCAGAAGCAGAAGGCCAUCGGCAUGGCCCUGGGUACCCUAGCUGUGUUUCUCAUUUGUGUGAUGCCAUACAACAUGUCCCAUGUACUGGGUUUCUUCCAGGGUAAGAGCCCAAAAUGGAGGUACUACACCUUGCUGCUUAGCACCUUCAACACCUGCAUUGACCCCAUCAUCUUCUACUUUUCAUCCUCCGCUUUCCACUGCACAAGUGAAAAGUCCAUUUUCAGGAAGAGUGUUCCAAAGCUACAGAGACAGGCCACAAGCUCUAGCUGAGUCUUGCAUACAAUUUCAAAGCAACAUCUGUACACACAUUAGAUUCAAUGCUAUUAGUGUACUGAAUAUUAUAAAUAUAUUACUGUGUAAUGCUGUGAAUAUUGCUUUUACACCUCUGUUCAUUAAUAAAACUAUUUCUGACAUACUUCCCAGUCCAAAAAUGUACAAAGUACUCUGAUGACAAAACCACAACACAUGUUCUAUGCAUAUGCAUAUUUCAAAAUUUUAUUAUUUUACAGCAAAUUAUCUUAUUUUUGAAGGGGGAUUGAUAUUCUUGAUAACCUUUGCAUCCUUUUCAAAUUCUUUCCUCUUGAAUUUAACGAGGGCCUGCCACUCUUCUGCACUCAUGCAUUCUGUAGGCACACAUGUAGAAUAUUCCUGCAAAACAGAAAUGCAUUAAAACCUGUUAACAGGACUUCAAAACUAUUGCUUUCAUAAUGACAAGCUAUACUUCUAUGUAUAAGAGUGUUAAGCUGAUAAGACUGUAUCAACUCGUAAAUAGCUGCCACAUAUAUAUUGAAAAUAAAAGUAUAUAUGACUGAA